GCGAGAGCGGUUGACCAGGUCGGUGUGUCGGAGGGGCGAGGGAGAUAAACGUCGCGGGAGGCAGAUCAGUGAAGCAUCCUUCCAUACUGAAGAUAACGAAAUCAUAAUUGCCUCCAGUUCCAUGAUGCAAACGAAAUAUAGCAAGGGGAGUUCCUCCAAACGAGACUCUGUAGCACUUACCGCCGUGGCAUUACAAGAUCACAUUUUACAUAAUCUUCAGCUGCAGAAUCUUUCAUUAGCAGAUCCUUUUAAGUCAAAGACACAGAGUAAAAAGAAUUCAUACAAACCUGUGAAGAAGGAGACAGUCAGAGCAGUGGUUGACACUGGACUAAAGAAAACAAGCAGGCACCAACAAAAAAACGAAGAUCCAGAAAAGGAGUAUGUUCUUGAUCCUUGUCCUCAGCCUCUCACGUUAGCUCAGCAACUUGGGUUGGUGGAACCUCCUGCCUUGCCUCUAACCACUGAGGAAUGGGAACAUGUGAAACAACGAUCCAUAAAACAAGGAGAUUCAGUUCAACCUUGUGCCAUAUGCAGAGAAGAAUUUGCACUUCAGCCACAGGUGCUGCUGUCAUGUUCUCAUGUGUUUCACAAAGCAUGCCUGAAAGCUUUUGAAAGAUUUGCAGGUAAAAAGACCUGUCCAAUGUGUAGAAAGAUCCAGUAUCAGACCCGAGUAAUUCAUGAUGGAGCACGCCUAUUUAAAAUAAAGUGUGCUACAAGAAUUCAAGCUUUUUGGCGGGGGCAUAUUGUUAGGAAAUGGUAUAAAAACCUAAGAAAAACAGUGCCUCCAAAAGAUGCCAAAUUAAGAAAAAAAUUCUUUGAAGAAAAGUUUUCAGAGAUCUGCCAACGAUUAUUGAAUUCAUAUGAUACCCGCAUAGAUGAACUCUUCUCCGAGAUUGAUUCUAAUGUAGCUGAAAGUCAAAACGUGUUUCAGCAGCUAGACAAGAAGUUGGGCCCAGGCAUAGAUGAAGUUGAAUGGGAAAAGAUACAGAUGCAGGCACUCCGACAAGACAUAGUUGACUGCCCAAUUUGCAUUAUGCCUCUCAUCUACCCCCCUCACCUGCAGGAUGGAAUUCCCCAAGCCAGCUACCCAUCAUGCUCCAGCAAGACCGUUCUGCUCUCCUGUUCACACAUGUUUCAUAGUACCUGUGUUCAAGCAUUUGAAGACUUCUCCUUGGGAGAAAGACCCAUAUGUCCUUUAUGCCGUUCCCAUUAUCAGAAGAAAAUACUUAACUAA
Molecule: messenger RNA, 1234 nt
Organism: Zootoca vivipara (common lizard)
Lineage: Eukaryota; Metazoa; Chordata; Lepidosauria; Squamata; Lacertidae
Gene: RNF32
Product: ring finger protein 32
Molecular function (GO): protein binding
Source: RefSeq, a predicted model, not a curated record